This is a messenger RNA of Moesziomyces aphidis, 1989 nucleotides long. The record is from the annotation of a GenBank genome assembly. NCBI's taxonomy places the organism in Eukaryota, Fungi, Basidiomycota, Ustilaginomycetes, Ustilaginales, Ustilaginaceae.
AUGGAUGGAUCGGGUCGCAUUCUCACGAUCGACCGAUGGUUGGAUCGAUCCAGGAAGAAGCGAGCUUUGUGCAAACACUUUGAUCUCACACCCUGGGCCUCGACCGACCUCGUCGAGUUGGACCACGGCCUGCCGAGACCACGAUUGCGCCGGACUGCCCUGACCAGAUGGUUUGGGACCAAGAUACAGAGCUUCGAACAAGUCUAUCCGCAAGCGGGGCUUGGCUGUCGGUCGCGCAGUGUACGCGAUGCUGUCGAUCAUGCUGUGAACUUCAAGACCAAAGUGAUUGCCGACUGGAGCUCGCGGCCCACACCCCCGCUUUUUCCGCAAAUCCGCACCGUCCCAGCUGCGGCGCGCCCUCCCAAGGCUUUGGCGGUCUCGAAACGGCCUUCGUCGCUGCGGACGGUGGCCGGCACACUGAUAAGCAUUGGCACAUCCACCACCGACGCUAGCAUACGUCUUCCACACCAACCAUCAUCUUCAAACUACAACUCGUCUCAUAGAACAGACGCGUCCAGAUUAGCUCGCACUCUUCCUUCUCUUACCGCCAUCACCAUCCCCCGCACCUUCGCCACUUCCGCCUCCAAGAUGUCCGUCGCCGUCCCCACCGACUUCAACAAGGUUCUUUACCAGUCCCUCGCCGAGGCUGACCCCGAGGUCCAGCAGAUCAUCGAGAAUGAGACUUACCGUCAAUUCUCCGGUCUCGAGCUCAUUGCCUCCGAGAACCUGACCUCGCUCGCCACCAUGGAGGCCAACGGCUCCAUUCUUACCAACAAGUACUCCGAGGGUCUCCCUGGCGCCCGAUACUACGGUGGUAACGAGUACAUCGACCAGCUCGAGGUGCUGUGCCAGCAGCGUGCCCUCAAGGCCUUCAACCUUGACCCCAAGGUGUGGGGCGUCAACGUGCAGCCCUACUCGGGCUCCACGGCCAACUUCGCCACCUUCACCGCGCUCCUUCAGCCCCAGGACCGCAUCAUGGGCCUCGGCCUCCCCUCCGGUGGUCACCUGACCCAUGGCUACUACACCGCCAAGAAGAAGAUCUCGGCCUCGUCCAUCUACUUCCAGUCGUUCCCCUACAACGUCGACCCCGCCACCGGCUACAUCAACUACGACGAGCUCAAGAAGAACGCCGACCUCUUCAAGCCCCGCAUGGUCAUCUGCGGUGGCUCCGCCUACCCUCGUGACUGGGACUACGCCAAGCUCGCCGAGAUCGCCAAGACUCAGUCCGCCUACCUCAUGGCCGACAUUGCUCACAUCUCGGGUCUUGUCGCCGCCCAGGUGCAGAACAACCCCUUCGAGUACUGCGACAUUGUCACCACCACCACCCACAAGACCCUCCGUGGUCCCCGUGCCGGUAUGAUCUUCUUCCGCAAGGACCGCGACGCCGAGAUCGAGGGCCGCGUCAACGCCGCCGUCUUCCCCGCCUGCCAGGGUGGCCCCCACAACAACACCAUCGCCGGUAUCGCCGUUGCGCUCAAGCAGGCCGCCGAGCCCGCCUUCAAGGAGUACGCCGUCCAGGUCAUCAAGAACUCGCAGGCCAUCGCCAAGGUCCUCUCGGGCAAGGGCUACAAGCUCCAGACCGACGGUUCGGAGAACCACCUCAUCCUCUGGGACCUGCGUCCUCUCGGCCUCACCGGCUCCAAGGUCGAAAACAUCUGCGACCUUGCCCACAUCACGCUCAACAAGAACGCCGUCAGCGGCGACACCUCGGCCCUCGUGCCCGGUGGUGUGCGUAUCGGCACCGGUGCGCUCACCUCGCGCUCCAUGAACGAGAGCGACAUGGAGAAGGUCGCCGAGUUCCUCGACCGCGUCGUCCAGAUCUCGCUCGACAUCCAGAAGACCUCGGGCAAGAAGCUCGUCGACUUCAUGAACGCCGCCCGCCAGUCCGACGCCGUCAAGCAGCUCAACAAGGACGUCGAGGCCUUCGCUACCAGCUUCCCUCUUCCCGGUGUUCCCGACACCUCGGUCAUCAAGAAGCCUGCCCACUAA